Molecule: messenger RNA, 4572 nt
Organism: Hippoglossus stenolepis (Pacific halibut)
Lineage: Eukaryota; Metazoa; Chordata; Actinopteri; Pleuronectiformes; Pleuronectidae
Gene: jph1a
Product: junctophilin 1a
Exons: 6
Coding region: 1-2085 (694 amino acids)
Cellular component (GO): plasma membrane; sarcoplasmic reticulum; endoplasmic reticulum membrane
Source: RefSeq, a predicted model, not a curated record
AUGACGGGCGGAAGGUUUGACUUCGACGACGGCGGCACUUACUGCGGGGGGUGGGAGGAUGGCAAAGCCCACGGACACGGCAUCUGCACCGGACCCAAGGGCCAGGGCGAGUACGCCGGCUCCUGGUCGCACGGCUUCGAGAUAGUCGGGGUGUACACCUGGCCCAGCGGGAACACCUACAGGGGCUACUGGUCCCAGGGGAAGCGGCACGGGCUCGGGGUGGAGAACAAGGGGAAGUGGGUGUACCGCGGGGAGUGGAGUCACGGGUUUAAGGGUCGCUACGGGAUCCGGCAGAGCCACAACACACCUGCCCGGUACGACGGCACCUGGAGCAACGGGCUGCAGGAUGGAUAUGGGAUCGAAACUUAUGGGGAUGGAGGUACCUAUCAAGGCCAGUGGAUGGGUGGUAUGCGGCAUGGCUACGGCGUACGUCAGAGUGUUCCCUAUGGCAUGGCCACCGUUAUCAAAUCACCUCUCCGUACAUCCCUGGCCUCCCUGCGCUCCGAACAGAGUAAUGGAACGGUGCUCCAGGACCUCUCCUCCACCGCAGACACGCCGACAGGCAGUCGUGGCGGCUUCGUCCUCAACUUCCACUCAGACAGCGAGGUCGUCACCGGCAAGAAGAAGGGCCUGUUCCGCCGGGGCUCGCUCUUUGGCAGCCUCAGGCAGCUGCGCAAGUCGGACUCUCGGACCUCCAUCUCCAGCAAGCGCAGCUCCGCGAGAAGCGACGCCACCAUGAGCCGCAUCAGCUCCAGCGACGCCAACUCUACCAUAUCCAUUGGUGACGGCGAGCUGCCAGACGAGGACCUACCUCUGGAGGACCAUGUGGACGCCACCACGACCGAGACCUACAUGGGAGAAUGGAAGAAUGACAAACGCAAUGGAUUUGGUGUUUCGGAGAGAUCCAAUGGGAUGAAGUACGAGGGAGAAUGGCUUAACAACAAGCGCCAUGGUUACGGGUGCACGGUUUUCCCAGACAGCACCAAAGAAGAAGGGAAGUACAAAAAUAACGUGCUGGUGCGUGGAAUACGGAAGCAGUUGAUUCCUCUUAAAAACCCCAAAACCAAAGAGAAGGUGGACCGGGCUGUGGAGGGGGCACAGAGGGCUGCAGCCAUCGCCAGGAGUAAAGUGGAAAUAGCAGCCUCCAGAACGGCCCAUGCCAGGACAAAAAGCGAAGCCGCGGACCAGGCCGCUGUCUCUGCUGUGCACGACUCUGAAAUUGCCAGGGCGGUUGCCAGGGAGCUCUCCCCCAACUUCUACCAACCAGGUCCUGACUACGUAAAACAACAGUCAAAGGAGCCCGUGGAGAUUAAAGAGGUCCCUGUUGAAAAGAAGGAGAACGCCACGAAAGAUUCUCCUCACUUCUACCGCAAAGGUACGACUCCUCCCCACUCCCCUGUGACCAGUGCAGGAGGCACACCUCCCCCCUCGCCCCACUCCAGCAAGAAAAAAGGUCACAGCACCUCCAACAGCACGAGCCGCAAAACCAGCAAAGAGGAGAAACCGUCCCGCAAAACCAGCAAAGAGGAGAAGUCAAGUCAGAAGACCAGCAAGGAUGAGCGGUCUGGCAGAAAGCUGAGUAAAGAGGAGAGGCUGUCCGUCACCGAUGGCCCCAAAAGUUCUCACGUCCACAUCGAGGCUCCACCUAAACCUGCUAAGGUUCAGCAGCCCACCCCGGCCUCGGCUCCUCCUCCACAGCCCCCUGCAAUUCCAGUCAACGGGCAGCUCCACACUGAGUACCACAGUUACUAUGUCAAGACCCCUACAAGGAUCCCUCGUCCCCCGGACCCUGAGGAGGAUGUCGAGGAAGAGCCUAGUGUCCUGACCCUGGCACGUAUGCCCCCACAACCCCCCAAGUCCUAUAGCACCCCUACUCCUAAGCCGGCCUCCAUACGGGAGAGCAAGAGCGACCCGAAACUCAGGAAGCAGGAUUCCCUAAAGCCAAAGAGCCUCGCAGACACAAAGAAAGCUAGUAUGGAGAUUGCAGAAAACGGCGAAGGAACAGGUCCUAACUCGAUCCUUGUUGCUAUGGUAAUGCUGUUGAAUAUUGGCCUUGCAAUUAUAUUUGUCCAUUUUCUGACAUGAUGAUGCUGUUUCUCUGUAAAGCCAUGGCAACCGGUACGGUUGCAUCGCCGGCCUUGAAAAAUGAAAAUGGCGCCAGUGAGACACGGGGGCGGCCGUAGGUGUUUGGGAAUCAGCGUGACACCGAAGAGAAUCGGGAGGAAGGCAGCGCUAACACCGACCUGCCAUGGGCCUUCUUCAGGGCCAGCCCUGUGAAUUAGCACUCCUUUGGCUUCUCUAAAAGCUGAGGUGAAAUGUUGUGUCUAGUGAGAUUUAAAAAAAAAAAAAAGUUAAAAAAUGCAACCAAACAUACACAGUCUGAAAAAAGAAGUAAUUGAAACCCACUCGUGUGCUGAUCCAAGCACUGGUCUCUGUGGCCCACUGCCAUGGCAGAGGUAGCGGUGGGCCGACGGACUUUGCUGGAGGAGAAGAGUGUGGAGAUGCACUUUUAGAUGACGGGAGCAAACAGCUGCCUUUCUAUUUUGCCAUCUGACGUUUUGAUGGGGAGAUGUGAGCCCGACGACAGGAGGGGGGGGGGCAAUGAGGACAGUCGCAGCGGGAGCAUGCUCGGGUGUUCGGAGCGUUUUCUGGGCUUCACACCACUCUUGCAACAGAAAACUGGGCACGGCCGCCUCCAGCAGUCGGUGCUAGCACGGUCACUAGCCAGUCUUACUCGGUUAACCCAAUUAUUACCGCAGCUUUCUGGAGCUCCGUCCAUUGUUACCCAGGAUACACUGCUUUGAAAACACUCCCCGUGCAUGGUACAGUUUUAACAUUUGUUUGUUUUCUGUUCUCUUGUAGCUUCUUCUUUCGUUCAUCGUGGUUCUCUGAAUGUUGGUUACCUGCAGUCAUAAACGCUUGUAGUUGAAAAUUUCUCAUCUAAGAAUGAGUGAAUAAAUUGAUUUUCCCUUUUUUGUUUUUGAAAAGUUCUAGUUGUAAUUUGACAUUACACAUUCGUGUUACUGAACGUGCAAUAUGUUUUAUUUUUUCAAAGUAAAGCUACUAUAUUUUGCCAAAACAGAGGGUUGUACCCAUAUAAAAAAAAUGCUAUGUUCCAUUUAUUUAGUCAAUUUGAAUAUGCCUGACUGGACAAAGUGUUGAUUACCAGCUGGCAUUGUGUUUAGACGGGAGGUUGAGAUUGAAGUAGCAAAUGUCUUAUGUUAUUUAUUGAAUCAGAAGGAAAAUUAUUUCAUGCCAAGACCAUUUUUUGCUUGAAUUCCUUCAUUCUUUUCUUUGCUUUCAUUGUUUUAUAUAACAAUAGAUGCAUUUCAUUCACGCAACCGCUUCUGUGGGCCCGGCAGUGCUUACACGCUGAUGAGACUGGAUCAGGGCAGUCUUGUGGAUGGUUGAAGGUGAAUUUAUUCAGGUUGAGGCCAUGGGGAAUGUGGCAGCAGGGAGAAGGAGAGAUGCCUUUUAAAAAUAAAAAAAAAAAAAAAAAAUAAGAUAAAAGUCUUUAACAGUACGACUGUUUACCUCGGAAAAAAGAUGAGGAAACACGGGAGGGAGAGAGAUGCCAUCCUUGUCUUAACUUUGUUGUGUUGUGGGGGGGACACUCUGACUGUUGUCAUCACCUCCAUCGUGCUUUUUAACUCGCUUCAUCGUAGCUGUUUAGUCUUUGUUGCGGGUAUGGCAUGAGUUUCUUUGAUUUAAAAAAAAAAAAAAGUGGUUAUUUACAUGCUUGACAUUUACUUGUCAUCACUACCAAGAUUAAUUAUUUAUUCAUUGUACAAAUGACGUGUUUGUGAACACUGGUAAUCAUAAAAAAAGGGCUUUAAUAUGGCUGUGGGUGUCUUUGCUGCAGUACAGUUUUGAAGUUUAACUCGACGACAGUAGAUUAUUUUCUGUUACGAAACGAGCAGCACGGUAUAUUUUGGAGGAUGCUUCAGCCAGUUAGAUGUCUGCAAACUGUCAAUAUAUAACUACCAGAAAACUACUGAAAUCUAUACAAUAAAAGCAGACCAAGAAAACAAAUGACUGAACAUCUAAUUCUUCGCCCUUCUUUGCCCUCCUUUUCUUUGUUUUCCACGUCUUCACACGAGCAUCGUGAGGACUGGAGUUUCAGAGGGUUUAACACAACAGCCUGUUUAUGGGGGAUAUUUUUUUGAAAUGCAACAUUGCAUGUCGGAGACAUUUAUAUAUAGAUUAUUAUAUACUAUUUGUAAGGAUUUUUACAGAGCACAAUCCAGAAUCUGGUAUGAGUUGGUAUUUUUCUAACAAUUUGCACACCUGUAUUUUGAAAAUGGAUAUAACUUGUUUGUAAUUGGUAACGUAAAUGCACAUAUGAUAAUGUUUGACAGUGGAAAAAAAGUACUUUUAUCUCUAAUUGGUUGUACUGUAUGUACCAUUAUGGGGAUAUGAAAGGCAGAUGUACUUGUUUGAGUAUUUGAGGACAUAACGAGGAACUGCAGGAGACUUUUGAUAUCUCAAGGUUCAUGUUACCCCACUGAUUUGUGCAAAGUCUUUGGAGAUCAAGUUAUGUGUAUAACAAUAAAGAUGUUAUGCCUUGUUAAA